CGAGGAAUUGUUUCCACAGUACAUUCGUUCACAUACACUCUGUUAUACAAGAGGAACGGUACACUGAGUGUGUAUAGGGUGUGUAGAGUGUGUGUAUGUUUGUAGUGUGUGCACAUGUGUGUGUUUUGUCUACUCAGUAGUCUAGAAGAGGGACAAAUCAAAAUGAGGACAGGAGCAGGUGUGCCCUGUUCUGACGGCUGAGAGCUAGGCAUGCUGGAUAAAGACCCCCCCCCCACCACCAGCAGCCUUCAACUGACGACCUCUGACCCCUCUGACAUUGCUGUGGAACCCGGUGACAUCACAGACGGCCUCGGCAUCAGCAGGAAGAUGUCGGACGUAGUUGAGAGUUUGGACACCAGAGAGUUGGACAUGGGAGAUGGAGAGGAGACUGACAAUGACCCUACCACCAUAGGGGACAGUCGUAUAGGGUUCAGUGCUGUGUAUCACACCGUGGGUUUUAAGGAGUCUGAAGCCAGGGUCUAUCUCCCUACUGUCCCCAUCACUGCUAAGAUACUGGAGGUGGAGAGGUUCAACACAGCCCAGGACAGGUUCAACAUCACGGCACAGAGGAGUGUCAACAAGAGUCAGCCUGCAGUGUUUAAGAUUGAGCUGAGACAUGGAGAGUUCAGCUGGGUGGUCAAGAGAAAGGAGAAACACUUCAUGGACCUCCACAGAGAACUGGUCCGAUACAAGAUGUUCAUGAGGGUGCCGCUACCCUCCCGCAGCCACACAACGAGGAGGAGGACAAUGAAGAAGAGUGAAGCCAGACAUAUGCCGGAGCUACCGCGUGGCGGAGAUGAGUUGGCACAAGACGAACAGGUCUACAGCAGAAGGAAACAGCUGGAAGAUUAUCUGAACAAGCUUCUAAGGAUGGCCAUGUACAGGAAAUACUACCACACUAUGGAGUUUAUAGACGUCAGCCAGAUGUCCUUCAUCCAUGACCUGGGACCUAAAGGACUGGAGGGGAUGAUACACAAGCGUUCCGGAGGUCAUCGUAUCCCAGGCUUGAACUGCUGUGGUCACAGUGAAGUCUGCUACCGCUGGUCUAAACGCUGGUUGGUGAUGAAGGAUUCGUUCCUCUUCUACAUGAAGCCAGACUCAGGAGCCAUUUCCUUUGUUCUCCUGUUGGACAAAGAGUUCAGCGUCAAAAUGGACUCCAAAGACACAGAGACCAAAUACGGAGUACGCAUCGACAGCCUCUCCAGGUGCCUUGUACUGAAGUUGAACAGCUACAGACAUGCUCGGUGGUGGGGCCAGGCGAUAGAAGACUUUGUCCGUAAACACGGGAGGGCGUUUCUACGAGACCAUCGAUUUGGUUCCUUUGCCCAGGAGGAGCAGAACAUCCCUGCCAAAUGGUAUGUGAAUGGGAAGACCUACAUGGAGGACGUAGCCGAUGCUCUGGAAGAAGCUAAAGAAGAGAUCUUCAUCACUGACUGGUGGUUGAGUCCAGAGAUCUUCCUGAAGAGGCCAGUUGUGGAGGGAAACAAAUGGAGACUGGACUGCAUCCUCAAACGCAAAGCGCAACAGGGGGUUCAUAUCUUUGUGAUGCUGUAUAAGGAGGUGGAGCUAGCUCUGGGCAUCAACAGUGAAUACAGCAAGAGAACACUAAUGCACCUGCACCCCAACAUCAAGGUGAUGCGCCACCCGGACCAUGUGUCGUCGUCUGUCUACCUGUGGGCGCAUCACGAGAAGAUCAUCAUCAUCGACCAAUCGGUGGCCUUCGUUGGCGGGAUCGACCUGGCAUAUGGUCGCUGGGACGACCGAGAGCAUCGCCUGACAGAUGUGGGGAGUGUGACACGCUCUGUUGCCCUGGAGAUGGAGCAGUCUCAGAGCUCUGCCCACCAUCCCUCCAGUAGGGGAGUGUCCUCUACUGAUGGUGCUGCCAAUAGCAACGGAGGCAACCAAUCACUGCCUGGCAACCCAGGGGUGGAGCUUCCGCGGCUGAAGGGGAUUGGUCGAACCAGGAGGAUGCACUUCUCCCUAGUCAAACACCUCCACAAACACACUCUGCAGCAUGCAGACAGCAUCAGCUCCUUGGACAGCGCUGGCAGUGGUUCAGUGCGGAGCCUCCAGACAGGUGUAGGAGAGCUGAGGGGUAACACCAGGUUUUGGCAUGGAAAAGACUACUGCAACUUUGUCUACAAGGACUGGAUACAGCUGGAGAAACCCUUCGAUGACUUCAUUGACAGGUACACCACUCCCAGGAUGCCGUGGCAUGACAUCUCCUCUGUGGUCCAUGGGAAAGCUGCCAGGGACGUGGCCAGACACUUCAUACAGCGCUGGAACUUCUGUAAGAUAAUGAAGCCUAAGUAUCAUUCUCUCUCCUACCCGUACCUCCUGCCCAAGUCUCACAGCAGUGCCAGUGAGCUGAGGUACCAGGUGCCCGACUGUGUUCCCACUAGAGUACAGGUGUUGCGGUCAGCAGCUGACUGGUCAGCAGGUAUUAAGUAUCAUGAGGAGUCCAUCCACAACGCCUACCUCCAGACUAUCGCCAGGAGCAAGCACUUCAUCUACAUAGAGAACCAGUUUUUCAUCAGUUGUUCUGACAACAAGAUGGUCUAUAACAAGAUCGGAGAAGCGCUCAUCGAGAGGAUCCUCAGAGCUCAUAAGGAGGGCAAGAAGUUCCGGGUGUACGUGGUGACUCCACUACUUCCUGGGUUUGAAGGUGACAUCACAACAGGGGGAGGAAACGCCCUCCAGGCCGUCAUGCACUUCAACUACAGGACCAUGAUCAGAGGUGAAUACUCCAUCAUCUCCCAGCUGAAGAAAGAAAUGGAUGAACUACAGUGGAUGAACUACAUCUCGUUCUGUGGUCUGAGGACCCACGCUGAGCUGGAGGGACGCCUGGUCACAGAGCUCAUCUACGUCCACAGCAAGAUGCUCAUCGCAGACGACAACACCGUCAUCAUCGGUUCGGCCAACAUCAACGACCGCAGCAUGUUGGGGAAGCGUGACAGCGAGGUGGCGGUGAUCAUUGAGGACUCUGAGACCGUUACCGCGGUGAUGGACGGACAUGAGUACCAGGCUGGACGCUACGCACUGGCGCUUCGUCUAGAGUGCUUCAGGACUGUCCUUGGAGCCCAUAUGGACACGACCAUAGAUGUGUCUGACCCUAUCUCUGACCACUUCUACAAGGAUGUCUGGAUGACCACCGCUGGACGCAACGCAACCAUCUAUGAGAAGGUGUUCCGAUGCCUGCCGUCCUCCCUGGUUCGUAACAUGUCUGAGUUAGAGAGUUACCAGACGAACCCAGGCCUGGCUCAGUCUGACCCAGGUAAAGCCCAGGAGGAGCUAAGGAGGAUCAGAGGGUUCCUGGUUCAAUUCCCUCUGGACUUCCUCUCAGAACAGAACCUAAUGCCUUCUGUUGGGACCAAGGAGGGCAUGGUGCCUACUGAGAUCUGGACCUAGAGGACUAGAUACACACACACACACAUGACUAGACACACACACACACACAGGACUAGACACACACACACACACUCAGGACUAGACACACACACACACACACAGGACAAGACACACACACACACAGACCACUGCAUUGAAGUGUGGAUCUUUAGACUGAUCUCUGGACCUCCAGCUGAUAGCUGACAACUUAAACCACAAACAUGGAGGACCAUGAUGCCGCUUGGCCUGUCACAUCCACAACUCAGCCAAUGAGACUGAUUGCCACGCGGACUAAUGAGGAAGUAAUCAGGAGGACACAACGCUACAGGAUAUUCAGAUAGAAAUAUAUUGUGUAGAGCAGAUCAUCACUUCUCAUCAUGUAGGAUAGGGACCUGGUUAGCUCCACAUGAAUACAUUUCUAUCUGCAAAUGUAUAGGUUUAGAAUGUUUCACCUGACUGAAUACACCUGAAAAUGGGUGAAGAAAAUGAGCACUUCAGUUCAAGUAGAACCUCCUUCAUUUCUAAAUGUUUUGUCCUGUUUUGUGCCUUCUGAAGGCGACCCUGGACACUCUCCUAUGCCUGUCACCUACUCUGUUUGUUAUGCAUGUUCGUAUGGUCGUAGCACUACGUAAGCUCACAUACUGUCUUUAGCUGUAGGGCCUAAAGUUCUGUUAUUUUCUUUAUUUUCUAGAAUAGAGGUUGCCUUUGAGAAGAAGACAUGUAAAUGUUUACAAUCUAAGUAUGGAACUGUUCUGUAAAAUCGUAAUUGUAAAACGAGGCUUUUAACGCUCGCCACGAAUGUUAUGUUAAGUGAAGCACAAAAUGUCACUAUAAACACUCACUGAAUUUCAGCAUGAAUCACAACUACCUACAGCCUUCUGCCUUUAAUACACCUGCUGUUCCAUCACGCCUUGUAAGUAUUUGUAUUGCCUGAUGUAUACAUAAUGUAUCAUAUUGCCUAUUAUAUAAUUAAAUCAUCAAUCCCAUCAUUUCAAAAUACAUUUUCAAUAUACUUGAUAAUAAAAUCAACUUUA
This is a messenger RNA of Oncorhynchus mykiss (rainbow trout), 4421 nucleotides long. The record is from RefSeq and is a predicted model, not a curated record. Lineage: Eukaryota; Metazoa; Chordata; Actinopteri; Salmoniformes; Salmonidae.